This is a messenger RNA of Pocillopora verrucosa, 2350 nucleotides long. Lineage: Eukaryota; Metazoa; Cnidaria; Anthozoa; Scleractinia; Pocilloporidae. The record is from RefSeq and is a predicted model, not a curated record.
AUGGCACUUCCGGUUUUUCUCAGAAAUCUUGUAAAUUCUCCCAGCGGUUUGGGCCAUUUUCAAGUUCUCACUGAGGCACGAGAACGAGGCAAAGUACGAAUUAAGAGUCAUGAAACGACGAUCGACGACGCUGGAGCUCGUUCAAGGAGGUCGUUUAUCGCUGUGUUAAUAGCUAAUCGCGAUGUCUUCUCCAAUUUGCCGGAAAGGAUUGAGCAGUGGCUUGAGAAGGAAACAAGGGCUACAAAUCAACCCGAAGCGACCGAACACGGAAGAGAUGAGUCAGACAGAUUAGCACGAUCAGACACGAAAAAGCAACUGGAAUGUUUUCAAGCAGAAAUAAACGCGAAUACUCAAAGGGAGAAAGAGCUGAAAGAACAAUGUAAAGCUCUUUUGGGAAGCAAAGAUGAAGAAUUGAGGGAGAUGAAAAUGAGUGAAAAACUGGUGAGAAAGGAUCAGAGAAAGGUGGAAGACACGGCGGCAGCAAAUAGGCCCUCGGAAGUGGAAAAAGACUUCGCUGCUUUUUUUGACAACGAGAGAAUAGACGCCAUAGAAAAAAUGCAAACCGUUUAUGGAUCUGAGGAAGACAAUGACAUUGGUAUCUCUUACCGGCCCUCGACUAGCCUGCAUGAUAUUUGAGGCGGCUUACGGGAAGACGACCGAAGCAAAGGAUUCAGCACUUCAUGUUUUCAGAGAAACAAUCAAUGAAAUGAUUAAGAAAGCUCCGGAACUGGGAGAAGAUUACUUGCUUUCGGAAAAGAUGAUCAAGUCCAAGCUAUCGUCACACAGAGUCAUUUUGAAGAUACCAACAUGCAGCCAGGAAUUGAAGUACCCGACUGAGGUUCCAGAUGCUGUCAUGCUUUCCUUGAAAGAAACUGCGCACCUUUGCAGCCUUGAGUCCAUGAAAGAGGUAUGUUACUAAUAGCUAUAUAGGUAACUGCUUUGAGUUCCCAUUCAAUUUUUACAAAGCCUCCUAUCAUCUCUUACAAAAAGGGAAAAUCCUUUAAGGCAAGCUUGUGAGAGCAAGAAUUUACUUAGAAGGCGAUUGUGCGUCGCGACUACAAACACCACAUGGGAAGUCCGUGCCGGUCUGUCUUUACCUUUAUUCUCAUGGCAAUAUCAAGUGAAUAUCUAGCAUGUCAGCUAGAGAUCAAAUUCGCCGCGAUCGGCGAAUAAAAUCGAAAGUGCAAAGUCAUCGUUUUAACUAACUUCGUAUUCGUUGUCCGCACUGUAAAUUAAGAAUUCUCGUUUUUUCUGCUCUCAUUAGAUUUGAGUGGGAAAUAACAUGUUCCUAACUAACUGAACUGACCUCGAACCUGGUUAGUAAGAGGUGGUUUCUCUUUACAUUUGUUUGGUCCAUUUCGCUUGCAAUAAGGGCUUAGACCUUCUAAAAGUCUCGAAAAUGGACCCGAAAGUGGCUUUUUCAAUUGGAAAGAGCUGGCCCCUCCAAAUGAGAAAUCAAAUCACCGCUCGUUCGGCCGGUGAUGAGAUUGCAUGCUAUUUGUGGCCUGUACUCUUAGACGGAGGAGGACGAGUCAUUCGACCUGGAGAAGUCCUUUGUAAAGUGGAAGCUGAGGCGAUAUAAAAGCUGAAUUGAAAUUGGUGUAUCAAGGGUAAAUAUUUGACACUGAUUGGCGGAAAAACGGGGCUUCUAUUUCUUACCCUCCAAAUAUUUAUUGGAUGGAAAAAAGGCAGCGCUGUACUUUAUUCAAAAUUAUUUUAAAAUGUCAAUGAGAGUGUUUUUUGCGUAAAGUUUUAAAGCUCCUCUGACACGACGAACGAAUUAAAUUUUUAGUGGAGAAUGUAACCGUAAUACGUGAUCUUACCUUGCAGGAAGAAUUUGCUUUAAAACGUUGGGUUUGAUUAUAUUAUUCUAGAUCUUGCUCAGGAAGUGUAGGAGCAGUUUUCUUACAGGUUAUUAGUAGAGUGAAGAGUUAUAAUAAUUGAAGCAGGAAAUCCGAUAUUUCUUUUGUUUUUGAAAUAGCCUAGUCCUCCAUGUGAACAUGAAUGGACUUUUAUUUUAGCAGAAAAGUGCUCAGUUAUUUACAUCCAAUUUAUCAGCCUCACUUAAAUGCUAAUAGAUUACCAGGUUACUCUUGCCCAAUAGUUGUGACUGAGGCUUGGCGGGGAACUUACAUGCAGAAAGAGGGCUGAGUUUACGGACAAAGUUAACUAAGUGCAAUCUCGGGAGGAAUUUUGGGAAGAAAUUUGUAAAAUUUUGUUCCAAUUGCUGCUUUCUCUAAUUUCCAUUAAGAAAAGUAUCAUAUCUUUGGCUUUUUCAAAGCAAACUGAAUGAAGUUAAUUUAAAUUAAAACCUCUUUAAUACUUGAUAAUAAAAACAAAAUAAUUAUGA